This is a messenger RNA of Cylicostephanus goldi, 894 nucleotides long. The record is from the annotation of a GenBank genome assembly. Lineage: Eukaryota; Metazoa; Nematoda; Chromadorea; Rhabditida; Strongylidae.
AUGGAAAUUGUUGCAAUGGAUAUGAAGCAACGUGGUUUAUACCUCGCUCGCCAGCUAUCAUUCCGCGGUGUAUCUUUCACGGUGCAGGAAGUUCCCCUCUCAGAUGAAUUUGUAAAGAUCUAUGAUGACUCUGUAAAGUUGUGGUUGGAGUGUCGACGACAAUUCCAGAAUGUUCUGAGUGCUAUGACUGGUGAAGAACGAUCGUCUUGUAAACAACUGUGGGGACAAUUUUGGGCUUGCCAUCAGAGGUUUUUCAAGUAUCUCUGCAUCGCUGCUAAGGUUGACGCUUGUGUGCAGAUGGCUCGUGAUGCGAUCAAGGCUAACAAAUGUGUUGUGAUUGGCCUACAGUCCACCGGUGAAGCACGAACAUUGGAAGCUCUGGAAGAUAUGGGCGGCGAAUUGACCGAAUUUGUUUCCACUGCAAAAGCUGUUCUCCAAGGCUUGAUUGAGCGACAUUUUCCUGUCGAUGUGGGCAGCAUUGAUAUAUACCGAGACUUUGACUUCGGGUUGGACGAUUUUGAGCGAAAGAGGCGUAAAAUGCGAAACGGUGGCAGUGAUUUCAUGGAUCAGCUGGGAUUUGGUUCAUCUUCGUUUUCACGUGGAUCAUCAAUUGAACCUCGGGCGAAAAGGUCACGCCCUGAUGAAGACCAGAACUCGACCACGUCGUCUUCAAGCGACGAGGAUUAUGGUGACUUAGACCAAGAUUCCGGAUUGGAAGAUGAUGAAGAUGUCUCGGAAGGCGAAUCCAAUCUAGAAGAUGGAGAUGACUGGUUGAAGGCCUUGCUUGCUGAAGCAGCAUCUUCUAGUUCGGACGAAGAUGAUCCGACGGAUAAGAAUCAGGCUGAGAAUAAUGGCAGUGGAAAUGAGGUAAAGUCGUCAGUUCUGUUUCGUUAA